AUGGUCCGUCAGCUCGAAAACCUGUGGAAGUAUGGAACCUUCCAAAUGUGCGUCGAGCAGAUGAAGGAGCUCGGACAGCUGUUUUUGGCAGACAGCAAGGAGGUGAUUUAUGUCAUCCUGUUGGACGGCGGGCCGGACUGGGUCGAGAAGUGGACGAAGCACGAAGCCGAAGGCGCAGAGGCCAGGCACGUCUUCAAGUACCUGAAGGAACAGGGGAUCAACAUCCUAUUCGGGCGGUGGGGGUGGAGCACUUUGUCCCUUGUCUCAGUCGGGAUAUAUAGGGGGCUGUAUGAGGAUGAGCAGAAGGAGCUUGAGCAGGCGCGGGAGGAGAACGAGCGCCUGAAGAUGGAGCUGUCAAAUGGCGGGGUCGGGGAGGAGAUGGUCACGGGAUGAAUGAAGUCUCCUUCUGAUCGAUGAUGGCUGAUGUGCUCCGAGGCGGGCUGGUGAAACAUGUGGUGGAUUCUUGGCUAAUGGGCACGCGAUUGUGUGCCUCACGUUGUAGGAGCAUCAGUACGUAUACAUCCGUGUGCUAUGUGAGUCAGAUUGCAAUGCAUCUUGUGCUUCGUGUCAUUGAACGGUUGUGGUGGUCUAUGAAUGCAGCAUUCCGUCGGCUACUGAGAGAACUGCCAAGUGUACAUCCAUCACGACCCUAUCAGGGCACUAUAAACUGCGCACAC
Molecule: messenger RNA, 677 nt
Organism: Vitrella brassicaformis
Lineage: Eukaryota; Vitrellaceae
Source: the annotation of a GenBank genome assembly